Molecule: messenger RNA, 1557 nt
Organism: Symbiodinium necroappetens
Lineage: Eukaryota; Dinophyceae; Suessiales; Symbiodiniaceae
Source: the annotation of a GenBank genome assembly
AUGAAGGUAAACUUGCUGCAGUAUCUAGGCGCCGAGCCCGAGAUCGUGCCCCUCGUGUCUGGCCAGGUGGCUGCGGAGUACACUUCGCGGCUUGGGAAAGGAAUCCGAGAUGCCGUGAUGGAAGCCGCGAGUGCCACACUGCAUGCGGCGGAAGAUAUGGGGCUGGAUGCGAAGGAGCAGAAGAACUUGGCAGCGAAGUCUGCUGCCAUAGCAGCCAGCAGCGGCACGCAGGACCUGCACCUGCCCGUGGAGAAAUGCGCUCAGCAAGCUGCCUGGGCUGCCCAGCAGGCUGUAGCAAAGCUUGGUUUCGACGUGGACAGGCAAGCAGUGGCUGCUGUCUCCGCUGCCUCUUCCUUCAUGGUCUCCGCCCUGCGGCGGAAGGGCAAAGCAGUUGUGGAGCAGGCCGUUGAAGCCGCCACAUCAGCAAAGGAAGCUGCAGCGGGCGCCGCCCAGAACAGAACACGACAAGUCCGCAUCGCAAUCGAUGUGGCUACAGCUGUGGCAGCAGAUGGGAUGAGGCAACUAGGCCGCUCGUCGGAUCAACAAGCACAGGCGGCUGCAGAUGCCGUCCGUCAGGUGGCUGAGAUCGUUGGCAUGAGCCCGGCAGAGCAGCAGCUGGAAGCCGAAAAAGCUGCGGCGCAGGUGAAAAGACUUGUCGGCAACACCGGAAAGCGCGCCGAGGUGGCUGUCCACCCGUGGCAGGCGCUCGGCAGCUCGCCCCCUCGAGAGCCGUCAUUGCUGCCGAACCAAGCGCAGAUAUUAGGGGCGGGGCCCGCGAUGCAGAAGUCGUUCAUGCCAGAAUGUGCGCAAGCCGGCAUUGCCUACGAUGACAUCGACCACCCGACGCUGAAUGGAGGAGUUGUGGACAACGCGGAGCACUGCCAAGUCUCCUGCAGCCUGAACUGGUUCUGUGAAAGCUUCACCUUUUUCCCGAAUACGAAGCAGUGCUGGUUGCUGGGAAUCAAGGGCACUCCGAGACCUGAUUUGGAUGCCAUCAGCGGCCCUCAGGUUUGUGGCACACGCAUGGAGGCGGCUGCGAAAGCCAUCACGAAGAGCGCUCUCGAUGCAGCAGAGAAGUCCUUCGCAUCAGGAGGCGCUGAUCCCAAAAUCGCCUUGAAUCGUGCAGCGACCGCGGCCAGGGACAGAGCGAGUUCCUCAGAGCUCCCUGAAGAUCGACGAUGGGAGGAGGUCGCUCAUGCUGUCGGUGCCGCUGCAGCUUGGAUCGAAGAGCACAAUGGGGCGAGCGUCGACAAGCAGGUUUCGGCAGCAGCCAAAGCGGCCAAGUCUGUGGCAGAAAGCCAUGGGAUGCAGCUGCAGCUGGCUGUAGAGGCAGCUUCGGCAGCCGCUGCUCGUGCUGCAGGCGAUGAUGAGAAGGCGCGGACGGAUGCAGUCAUCAAGGCCGCCAAAGACACUGCAGCGGCAAUGGGAGUGAGUGCAGAGGAGCAGACGGACCUGGCUGUGGAGGCUGCAGCCCGGAUCGCCGGGCUCGCAGCCAAGGAGGCAGGCAAAAUACGGAAGGCCUGUGCUGCCAAGUCUCAGCCAUCUCCUGCAUGCUGA